Messenger RNA from Salvelinus namaycush (lake trout), 2156 nucleotides. Its product is annotated as kelch-like protein 42. Lineage: Eukaryota; Metazoa; Chordata; Actinopteri; Salmoniformes; Salmonidae. Bases 621 to 2021 code for a protein of 466 amino acids. Gene Ontology annotation, molecular function: protein binding. The record is from RefSeq and is a predicted model, not a curated record. The transcript is spliced from 9 exons.
UAUCCUGGCUUCAGGGCCUGAGCAACAGGCAGUUUACUUUGGGCACGUCAGUCAGGCGGAAAUUGAGAAAAAAAGACCCUAGGCCUAAAUGGCAAUCAUGUUGAUCUGAGCCUUGCUGUUGGAAAACCACUUUAAUGUCCGACUUUCGGCUGUUGCAGAUGUAUCUCCCCCUACUUCACUCCUCGACAUCUGUAUGCAGUCGGUUUCUUUAGCCUUACCACUCAAACGAGUCCAAUGACUUCUCAAACCCCAGCCUGGUCUGCUUGGUCUGUUUCACAAGUGUUCCCGGAAGUCUCGCAAUGUUGCGCCUAUGAGUUUAGAAACUCUGUGGGUUCACUGCCAGUGUAUAUCUUUUAUUUCAUAAUUGUGUGAUGUACAUUAUGUCUGUCCAGUUGUAUGGAACUGUUUUUCUGACCACAUCGCCAUCUAGUGGAAACAAACUAUGCAUGCACAUUUCCAGAACUCAUGAAGUCAUAUGACAAUUGCAAAUGCAUUAUUUUCAGGUUAUUGAUACAAGCCAGGGAAAUCCAUGUAUAGAUUAAAUCUAUUUGGUGUCCCUCAUCUCUGAGCGAGUGUGUUUUUCUCUUCAGCUGCAUUUCAUUCUUAACUACCUGUUGGAGAUGGGAGGAUAUUCGGAGAGCACUAUGCACGAGGACCAAGCUCGUAAAGAGCUGGAGAUGUUCGUAGAAGCAAAUCGUAUGAGAAGUCUUCUCAGACCGUAUGUGAAAUUUGUGGUGCUGUGGAUCAGUGGGUGGUUGAAGUAUGCUUUAGAGAGGGUGUGGAGAAUACCGUUCUCAGUGCCACACACCUGGGUGACAUCACCAGGCAACUCAGGUGAAGGACUGUAUGACAGGGUGUCAAAGGAGUGGCUAACCAAUGAGAUGUAUCGUACCUAUCACCAUGGAGAUGAAAGUGGAACAAUGGUUACAGUCCAGACCAGCACACAUGCCUUCCACGUGAACCUUGGUCGACUGACUGACUGUAGUGAGUACUUCAGAGCCCUGUCCCAGUCCAGUAUGAGAGAGACCACAGAGAGCCUGAUUGUCCUGGACCACAUUCCCUCCUCAGUCUUCCAUUCCCUCCUAGAAUUCUGCUUCCGGAAUGACUUCUGCGUUCCCCAGGAGGAGUUGGGAGAACACAUCCAAGUGGGCAGCUACCUGCUGGCUGAGGCCUUUGUGUCGCAGUGCCUGUUGGCCCUGUCUGGUGUUCUAACCUCAGACACCUGCCUGUCCUACCUGGCUCUGGCCCGGGAUAUCUGCUGUACUGAGCUGGAGACAACUGUGUUCUGCUACCUCAGCAGACACUUGCUGGAGCUGCCUCACCUCACCAGGUGUUUGCCGGCUGAAGACAGGGCUGAACUGGCCCGUCUGAGGUGGCAGGGUGAUCUCCGGCUCUGCUGCGUGAGGAAGGAGAACCUGACCUCCUGGAAUGACCUAGAAACAGAAGCCGCCCGCCACCUCUUCACCCUAGAUGGAUCAGAGGUCACUGGUGACUGGCGUCCAAUAACAGAGCUCCCCUUCAUGGCUGAUAAGUGGUGCUUCACCACGGUGGUUCUACUCAACUACCUCUACCUCAUCGGUGGCUACAGGCAGCGGGCCAAGAGGGGCUGGGAGUUCAAAAUGGCCUCCUUUAGGUACAACCCCUUCACCAACACCUGGGUCUCCACUGCACCUCUCAUCAAGCACAGGAGGCAUUUCAGUGCAGUGUCAUGUGAUGGCUCUAUCUAUGCUGUGGGAGGCUGGUACUUGGACUCUCUGGUGACCCCUGACUCCAGCACAGCCCUCUACACUGCUGUGGAGCGAUACCACCCCUGGGACAACACAUGGACGUUUGUCUCCUCUCUGCCUCUGACUGACUUACAGUUCACCAUGUCCCUGUCCCAUGACCUCCCUCUGGCCACCAGCCUGGGCUCCCGUCUGUAUGUCCUGGGGAACAUCCAGAGGACUGGGGAAAAGCUGCUUCUACAGUAUGACACCAGGCAAGCCUCUACUUCCUGGGUGCCACAGACCGGCUGUUUGUGAUUGGAGGAAACAACUCAGAGAAUGUGGUGACAUCAUUCUGUGUGGAGUCUGGGAAGUGGGGGCAGGUGAAAGGGGCUGAGAAGGUAGCGUUAGCUGGACAGGGGACAGUGCUGGGUGACCAGGUGUACAUGCCAG